GUCGAUUUUGAUGAGGCUUGCGUGUAAUGUUACCCACCAGAUUGCAUGCUACGUGACGUUGCUAAUGUGCACCUACAGAAAGAAGUUCCGCCCUGUCUUGGAGGCCAUGAAAUCAGCCAAGAUCACCACCAGAGAUAUUCUCACAAUUCUGAGGCCAUUCACCCCUUUGCAGUGGCUCGGCCUAGUCCUCCUCCUAGACCAAGUCCCGCGAAACAUCUACCGGGGCCCAGAGUCGUCGACGGUCUUCAAGUUCUUCGAUCCCGUCGCGCGCGAAAUCGCACAGCACGCCAUCAAUGCCGGCGCCGCGACUCACAACAGGAUCAAGUACCGUGUGGCCUACCGCAUGUGGUUCUAUCUGCCUUUCAUGCACUCCGAGGACCUGGCGCUGCACGACUUUGCUGUGGCGCAGUAUCAGCAGAUGAAGGACGAUUUUGAGGAGCUGAUGGCUGAUGACGGGGAGGCCGGGAGCGACGAUCAGCGUAAGUGCUGGGGCGUGUUGGCGGUGCAGAAGGAGGCGGCUAGGGAUCUACUGGAGACGAAUUGUGACUUUGAAACGAAGCAUCGCGACAUUAUUGUGCAGUUUGGACGGUACCCGCAUAGGAACAUGGCUAUGCGUAGGGAGUCAACUGUGCAGGAGAAGAAAUAUCUUGAGACAGGCGGCGAGACUUUCAGCACUGCAAGGUAAUCCUGUCCGGUGAUCGUUUUCUUGUAUAGUACUACUAGUAAUUAGCCAUGAUUCCUUAACGAUGGCAUUGGCAUUGGGUAGCUGUUGGUAUCCCUAUCACAGGGAA
Molecule: messenger RNA, 791 nt
Organism: Colletotrichum phormii
Lineage: Eukaryota; Fungi; Ascomycota; Sordariomycetes; Glomerellales; Glomerellaceae
Exons: 1
Coding region: 11-685 (224 amino acids)
Molecular function (GO): protein binding
Source: RefSeq, a predicted model, not a curated record